This is a messenger RNA of Acanthosepion pharaonis, 3180 nucleotides long. Lineage: Eukaryota; Metazoa; Mollusca; Cephalopoda; Sepiida; Sepiidae. The record is from the annotation of a GenBank genome assembly.
AUGUAUUUCUUUUCUUUUUCUGUUUUUCCUUUUACCUUUCUUUUUUUUUCGUUUUUUCUUUUUCUUCUGUUUUUUUUCCCUUUUCUUUCUUCUUUUUUGUUCUGUUUUUUCUAUCCUUUUCUGUUUUUUUUCUGCUUUUCUUUCUUCUGUUUUUUCCUUUCUUCUGAUUUUUCCUUUCUUCUGUUUUGUUCUGUUUUUCUAUCCUUUUUCUGUUUUUCUAUCCUUUUUCUGUUUUUCUAUCCUUUUUCUAUCCUUUUUCUGUUUUUUUUCUGUUUUUCUAUCCUUUUUCUGUUUUUUCUGCUUUUCUUUCUGUUUUGUUCUAUUUUUUUUUUCUUUGCUUUUCCAAUUUUUCCGUUUUUCCUUUUUUUGUUUUUUAUUUUCUUUUUUCUGUUUUUCUUUUCUUUUUUCUGUUUUUUCCUUUUCUUCUGUUUUGUUCUGUUUUUUUUUCUUUGCUUUUUUUCAUUUUUUUCCGUUUUUCCUUUUCUGUUUUUUCUGUUUUUCUUUUCAUUUUUUUGUUUUUUCUUUCCUUUUCCUAUUUUUCUGUUUUUCUUUUCUUUUUCCUAUUUUUCUGUUUUUCCGAUUUUUCUUCUGUUUUUGUUUUUUUUUUUCUCCUUUUUCUGUUUUUUUUUUUUUUUUUUUCCCGUUUUUUUUCUGUUUUCUGUUUUUUUUUUUCUUUUUCUGUUUUUCCCCGUUUUUUCUUUUUUCUGUUUUUGCCGUUUUUUUUUUUUUUUUUUUUUCUGUUUUUUUUUCUUUUUUCUGUUUUUUUUUUUUCCUUUUUUUUUUUUUUUGCCAUUUUUCCUUUCUUUUUUCUUUUUUGCCGUUUUUUUUCUUUUUCUGUUUUUUCCGUUUUUUUUCUUUUUUUUUCCCCGUUUUUCUUUUUUUUUCUGUUUUACCUUUUUUUUUCUUUUUUCUUUUUCUGUUUUUCUUUUUCUUUUUUGCCUUUUCCCUCUUUUCUUUUUUCUGUUUUUCCUUUUUCUUUUUUUUUUUUGUUUUCCCCGUUUUUUUUUUUUUUUUAGUUUUUUGCCGUUUUCUCUUUUUUUUUUUUUUUUUUUUUCUGUUUUUCCGUUUUUUUUUUUUCUGUUUUUGCUGUUUUUCUUUUCUUUUUUUUUGUUUUGCCAUUUUUCUUUUCUUUUUUCUGUUUUUGACGUUUUUUCUUUUCUUUUUUCUGUUUUUGACAUUUUUCUUUUCUUUUUCUGUUUUUUGCCAUUUUUUUUUUUUUUUCUUUUUUGCCAUUUUUUCUUUUUUUUGCCAUUUUUCUUUUUUUUUUUUCUUUUCUUUUUUCUGUUUUUGCCAUUUUUUCUUUUCUUUUUUCUGUUUUUGCCAUUUUUUCUUUUCUUUUUUCUGUUUUUGCCAUUUUUUCUUUUCUUUUUUCUGUUUUUGCCAUUUUUUCUUUUCUUUUUUCUGUUUUUGCCAUUUUUUCUUUUCUUUUUUCUGUUUUUUUUUUCUGUUUUUUGCCAUUUUUUUUUUUUUUUCUGUUUUUGCCAUUUUUCUUUUCUUUUUCUGUUUUGCCAUUUUUUUCUUUUCUUUUUCUGUUUUGCCAUUUUUCUUUUCUUUUUCUGUUUUUGCCAUUUUUCUUUUCUUUUUUCUGUUUUGCCAUUUUUCUUUUUCUUUUUCUGUUUUUUCAUUUUUUUUUUUUUUCUGUUUUUGCCAUUUUUUCUUUUCUUUUUCUGUUUUGCCAUUUUUUCUUUUCUUUUUCUUUUUUGCUUUUUUCCAUUUUUUCUGUUUUUGCCUUUUUUUCUUUUCUUUUUUCUGUUUUUGCGAUUUUUCUUUUCUUUUUUCUGUUUUUGCCGUUUUUCUUUUCUUUUUUCUGUUUUUGCCUUUUUUCUUUUCUUUUUUCUGUUUUUGCCAUUUUUCUUUUCUUUUUUCUGUUUUUGCCAUUUUUUCUUUUCUUUUUUCUGUUUUUGCCAUUUUUUCUUUUCUUUUUUCUGUUUUUGCCAUUUUUUCUUUUCUUUUUUCUGUUUUUGCCAUUUUUUCUUUUCUUUUUUCUGUUUUUGCCAUUUUUUCUUUCCUUUUAUCCGUUUCCCUUUUCUGUUUUUGCCUUUUCUUUUUCCUUUCGAUUUUUGUUUUUUCCCUUUUUCUCCUUUUCCCUUUACUUUUUUCGUGUUUUUCUUUUUGUUAUUUCUUCUUUCCAUUUUCAUUUUCCGAUUUUCAUUUUCGUUUCUUUAUUUUUUUUUUUUUAAAUUUCUUUUUUACUUUUUCAUUUUUCCUUUUUUUUUUAACUUUUUCUUUACUUUUUCGUUUAUUGCUUUUUUAACAUUUUUCUCAUUUUUAACUUUUCUAUUUUCUUUUUUUUCGUAUUUUUUUCUAUAUUCGUUUUCAAUUCUUUCUUUUUACUUUUUUCUUUUUCUUUCUAUUUUCGUUUUUCAUCUUCCUUUUUUUUCUUUUUGUUUUACUGUUUCAAAAAUGAUUCACUACCUUUGCAUUUGUCGUGGCAUGACCAUCAUCACCUCCCAGCAGAGACCUGGUUGUACCAGGGAUUUUGAAGACAUUGUGAUAUCUAUGCUUUCUAACAUCCCAACAGAUCAGGACAGACGCACCUCCUACACUUCUGACAAUUACCAGUUCCAUUGCAAUGUCGACAGUGGCAUUCUUUUCCUUUGUGUCGCAGAUAGUGACAUGGGAAAACCAGCACCUCAUUCCUGCCUUUCUGAAGUCAAAAAACACUUCAAACGGGGUAACUUUGGAUCAAGAGCUGUGGCUGCAGGAAGUCAUGAACUAGAUCAAGAAUUUGGAAGUGUGUUGCGCACAGAAAUGGAACGAUAUUCAAAGCCUGGCAAUGCUGGUGGUGCCAUGGGUGAAUUGCACUCCCAAGUCGAAGAAGUCAAAGGUAUUUUGACACAGAACAUUGAGAAAGUAAUGGAAAGAGGCGAUAAACUCGAUGAUUUGAUGGACAAGACAUAUGAACUGGAAGAGCAGUCGAUUCGCUUUCAGAAGACUUCCCGGAAAGUUAGGAGCCGAUUCUGGUGGAAGAAUUUGAAGAUGAAGAUCAUUAUGGUAUUUGUUGGUUUAGUGGUUGUUUUGGUGUUGAUACUGAUCAUCCUCUUCUCUACGGCAUCUAUCUAUCUAUCUAUCUAUCUAUCUAUCUAUCUAUCUAUCUAUCUAUCUAUCUAUCUAUCUAUCACAUUUUGUUUGUAUGUAUAUGUAUGUGCGAAUACCAGGAUGCAGACAAAGGAAUUUUAA